AUGUUCGAUUUCGACAGCUUGGAUGAGGCGGAGAUUAGAUCUCAGGCGCCCGUCCGCGCGCAAGCAGCGGCAAGGCCAGUCCCGGUCCGGGUCUGCCGCCUGGAGGGCGGUGUGGCCGUCAGCAUUUUCCAGGAAGGGGACCCGCAGAAGCUCCCGGUCAAGUCCCUGGAGAUCGACUACGUGGGCCGCCUCCCGAGCGGCUGCAGCUUCGACUGCUCUGCAGGCAAGGGCCAGCCGCCAAUGAAGGUUGAGCUGGGCACGGGCGGUGCCAUCCCAGGCAUGGAGCUCGGCCUCAGAGCUCUAUCGCUUGGCGCCGUGGCGGAGAUCAGAAUCCCGGGGAACCUAGGAUAUGGCGAGAGAGGCAUACCGAAGAUGAUUCCUCCCAACUCGGAGCUGCUGUUCGAGGUGCAUGUGCUGGCCGUGGACGGCCAGGGCGGCCCGCAAAGGAGACGUCCGAGCCGCCUCGCGGCCCCCUGGAGGACCAGGCGGGCCGGGGGCGAGCUGCCCGCCGCGCGCGAGGGGAGAGCGCCCAGGGGGGGCUGCUGGCCUGCGGCGCUGCUUCGCCGAUCUCCUCGAGGACCCGGCGGGCUCGCCCGCCCGAGAGCGGCGCCGCACGGCCCGCGCGCCCUCGGAGGGCCCCUCGCGCCACUGGCUGGGACCUCACCGGCGGUGCGGCCAUCGUGA
Prorocentrum cordatum is the source of this 684-nucleotide messenger RNA. Lineage: Eukaryota; Dinophyceae; Prorocentrales; Prorocentraceae. The record is from the annotation of a GenBank genome assembly.